Molecule: messenger RNA, 987 nt
Organism: Amphiprion ocellaris (clown anemonefish)
Lineage: Eukaryota; Metazoa; Chordata; Actinopteri; Pomacentridae
Product: dehydrogenase/reductase SDR family member 11-like
Exons: 7
Coding region: 95-847 (250 amino acids)
Source: RefSeq, a predicted model, not a curated record
GUCCAGUGUGCUGCAUUCAGGCUCCGUGGCUGUCAGACUCUCCGUCCUCUCUUCUUCCUGUGUGUCUGCAGCAGCUUACCGGUGUAUCGCUGUGAUGGAUCGCUGGAGGGGCAGAGUGGCUCUGGUGACCGGAGCCUCGGUGGGGAUCGGGGCGGCCGUAGCCAAAGAGCUGGUCCGCUGCGGGAUGAAGGUGGUGGGCUGCGCCAGGAACGUGGACAAAAUCCAGGAGCUGGCAGCGGAAUGUAAGAAAGCAGGCUACACUGGGGUUUUGGUGCCAAUCAAGUGUGAUUUAACCAAAGAGGACGACAUCCUGGCCAUGUUUGCAACCAUCAAACAGCAGCACAAAGGCGUAGAUGUUUUAAUCAACAAUGCUGGAUUGGCUCAUCCUGACCCGCUGCUGAGCGGCAAAACCAGCGGCUGGAGGAACAUGCUGGAUGUGAACGUUCUGGCCUUGUCCAUCUGUGCACGUGAAGCGUAUCAGUCGAUGAAGGAAAGAAACGUUGAUGACGGCCACAUCAUCAACCUGAACAGCGUGGCAGGACACGUGGUACAUCCUAUUUCUGGUGCACAUUUCUACGCUGGCACCAAGCAUACAGUGACCGCCCUGACCGAGGGCCUGAGGCAGGAGCUGCAUGAAGCCAAGAGCCACAUCCGAGCCACCAGUAUUUCUCCUGGUUUCGUGGAGACUGAAUUUGCUGACCGAUACUUACAAGACAAAAACCUAGCCCAACAGAUGCUCUCUCAACAAAAGAAUCUGACUGCAGGGGACAUUGCAGAAACUGUUGUGUACGUCCUUGGUGCUCCUCCACAUGUGCAGCUUUUUUUUUUCAGAUCGGAGAACUCCUGAUCCGUCCUGUGGAGCAGCAGAUGUAAUGAUGCCCUGUGUGGCAGCCAACACACACUCCACCUGAUUUCUUCACUACAGUCACAAAACAAAUGGUUUUCCACUCAAGCAUACAAUAAAACAUCGUCUGAUUUAACAUGAAA